Messenger RNA from Serpula lacrymans var. lacrymans S7.9, 405 nucleotides. RefSeq lists its product as uncharacterized. Lineage: Eukaryota; Fungi; Basidiomycota; Agaricomycetes; Boletales; Serpulaceae. The record is from RefSeq and is a predicted model, not a curated record. The transcript has a single exon. Bases 1 to 405 code for a protein of 134 amino acids.
AUGAAAGUCAACCAAGCAAAGUUUGAUGAUAUGAAAGUGAUGGAGGAAGCAUUUGCUGCACAAGCAGAGCUUGAGGCAAAGUCAGUUCAGGAGUGGCAGAAGCAGAAAUACCAGAAGAGAAUUAAAAAGAAACAGCAUCUAAAGCAGGAAGAAGAACAUAAGAAACAAAAAUUUGAAGCAAAGAAGCAGCAGGUAUUACGUGAGAAUCUGGAUGGAAAAUGGGACAAUGCCCUCGCUAUUCAACGGUUUGUUGCAGUGUGGAACUUCUUUAAUACAUCCAAGGUCCCUCCCUCAGCUAUGAAGGUACCUUGGCCUAUACUCUCACAUCCAAAUGUUACAACACCUCAUGACACCAAUUGGGAAAAUGUUGAGGCCUUUAUCACAAUUACUGGAUGUCUUGGAUGA